UCAACUACAGAAGUACAAAUUGGGCCCAUGAGACUGACACAAGAUCCAAUUCAGGUUUUGCUGAUCUUUGCAAAAGAAGACAACCAAAGUGAUGGUUUCUGGUGGGCUUGUGACAGAGCUGGAUACAAGUGCAAUAUUGCCCGGACUCCAGAGUCAGCACUUGAGUGUUUUCUUGAUAAGCACCAGGAAAUAAUUGUUAUAGAUCACAGGAACUCCAGAUACUUUGAUGCGGAAGAUAUCUGCAGAUCUAUUCGUGCCACAAAACCAUCAGAGCACAGUGUAAUACUUGCUGUGGUUCCACACACAUCUGCUGACCACGAAGAGACUUCUGUUCUUCCUCUUCUUAAUGCAGGCUUUGAUAGGCAAUUCAUGGAGAAUAGCAGCAUAACUGCUUGUUACAAUGAACUGGUUCAAAUAGAACAUGGGGAAGUGCGAUCUCAGUUCAAAUUACGGGCUUGUAAUGCAGUAUUUACGGCAUUAGAGCAUUGUCAGGAAGCUAUAGAAAUAACCAGUGAAGAUCAUGUCAUUCAGUACGUUAAUCCAGCCUUUGAACGGAUGAUGGGGUAUCAUAAGGGAGAGCUUAUUGGCAAGGAACUUACUGAACUACCAAAAAGCGAUAAAAACUGUGCAGAUAUUUUAGACACUAUCAACACAUUUAUUAAAAAAGGAAAGGAAUGGCAAGGCGUUUACUAUGUGAGAAGAAAAUCAGGAGACAGUAUCCAGCAGCAAGUGAAGAUAACACCUGUGAUCGGUCAAGGAGGGAAAAUAAGACACUUUGUGUCCCUCAGAAGGCUGUAUUGUACCAACGAAAACAACAAACAGCCCUACAAGAGUCACCAGGAUGAGAAGUACACGGGAGACAAUUCUCAGCCAGAAUCCCAUUCCUUCAAAUGCAAGAACAGGAGGAAAGACUCAAUUGAUGUUAAGUCAAUAACAUCUCAAAGUAGUGAUGCUUCAAGUUUGCAGACCCGACGGUACUCUUCCAUGGCAAGGAUCCACUCGAUGACAAUAGAAGCUCCUAUCACAAAG
Messenger RNA from Phaethon lepturus (White-tailed tropicbird), 1029 nucleotides. RefSeq names its product high affinity cAMP-specific and IBMX-insensitive 3',5'-cyclic phosphodiesterase 8B-like. The transcript is spliced from 12 exons. NCBI's taxonomy places the organism in Eukaryota, Metazoa, Chordata, Aves, Phaethontiformes, Phaethontidae. The annotation marks the transcript as partial. The record is from RefSeq and is a predicted model, not a curated record.